Molecule: messenger RNA, 1770 nt
Organism: Aspergillus sclerotioniger CBS 115572
Lineage: Eukaryota; Fungi; Ascomycota; Eurotiomycetes; Eurotiales; Aspergillaceae
Product: putative oxysterol binding protein (Orp8)
Exons: 6
Coding region: 53-1336 (427 amino acids)
Biological process (GO): endocytosis; exocytosis; piecemeal microautophagy of the nucleus
Cellular component (GO): cytosol; membrane; intracellular membrane-bounded organelle
Molecular function (GO): sterol binding
Source: RefSeq, a predicted model, not a curated record
CAUCUUUUCUUCCGGUCGAAUCUACGUUACAUUUUUGAAUCCAGGGCCCAUCAUGUCUUCGGUCACGGCCCAAGACAUUCCCGAAAAGACACCCGAUGAUUCUUCCAAAUUGAAGACUUUCUUGUCCAUUCUCCGAAAGUUCGUCGGAGUGGCCGACAUCGCGUCUGUUCGUUUCUCAUUGCCUGCGCAUCUUCUAGAACCAACCCCAAAUCUUGAGUACUGGAACUACCUGGACAGACCGGAGGCCUUUGCAAGCAUUGGUCAAUCGGAGGAUCAACUGGGACGAACGCUAGAGGUUUUGAGAUUCUGGUUCACCAAAGACCUGAAAUACAUCAAGGGCAAACCAUGCAAGCCGUACAAUUCUACACUGGGAGAGUUCUUCAGGUGUAGUUGGGAAGUAGACCAGACACUCCCGGAAGUGACACCAGCUUCUAAAGCCGGCACCAUAGAUGCCGUCUCCAGCGUGAAUAACAGCAGCGGAGAACCGGUCAAGGUAUGCUACUUGACCGAGCAGACAUCUCAUCAUCCACCAGUAUCGGCCUUCUUCAUAGACUGUCCGGAGCGGGGACUCUCGGCUCGUGGUUUUGAUCAAAUCAGUGCCAAGUUUACGGGCACUAGCAUUCGGGUUGCACCUGGCCAACACAAUUUGGGCAUUUUCAUCAAUCUUAAAAAUAGGGAUAACGAAGAGUACCACUUGACUCACCCUGCGGCACAUCUUGGUGGUCUGCUUCGAGGGGCUCUGGCGAUAUCGGUCUCGGACACUUGCUACAUCACUUGCGGGAAGACGCGCAUCAAGGUUAUCUUACAGUACUUAGAAGAGGGCUGGAUCGGUCGGGCGCAAAAUAAGGUCGAGGGCGUGAUCUUUCGGUACAAUCCGGAUAGGGAUGUCAUUACGAGAAUAAAAGACGUGCCUGAAAGUGAUGUUCUUGCCAGAAUCAGCGGUUCGUGGCAUGGACAAGUCUUCUUCACGUUGGCCGGUACAAGUGAUCCUCGGCCUUUGAUUGAUGUCACUCCUCUUUUCCCGGUCGCAAAGACGCUACCGCCUGAGGAGAGUCAACUUUCCAAUGAAUCCCGGAAGUUCUGGUCUCUAGUUACUGAGGCGAUACUCGACAAGAGGUAUGGCCAGGCCACCAAGCUCAAGCAGGACAUCGAGGAACGGCAACGACAAAGGGCUGCAGAACGUCAGAAAAAUAACGAAGCAUGGCAGCCUCGUUUUUUUACAGGCGCUGUUACGCCUUCGGGUAGGCCAGAGUUAACCGAAGAUGGGCUGAAGGCGCUUGAGGGGGUACGCAGCGGCGAUUAUGAGUUGGAAGAGAGUGAAACGAAGGGUGCGUAGAGGCGUCGUUCCAUGGAUUUUAUUGUACAUGGACGAAUCUGGCGUAUUCGAAGAAACUGUUUUGGCGGCAUAUAGUUAGAGGUUCAUUUGGUCUUCUAAAUUCUUUUUUUGGUUGCCCCGGGUUUGCACUUCUAUCUGCUGUGCCGAUAGUAUUUGGCGGGUUUAGAUCUCUUUUCAUCACGCGGCGGGACCCCUUAAUGCGAGUUAUUGGCGGAGAUAGUGUAGGGAAUGCUGGUACAGUAAUGAAUGCAGUGGAGAUGUUGUUUCCCCAGCAUGCACUUUCCCGUCAUAGGCAGAGUUGUUGGGGCUGGCCGCUAGAUCGACCACCGUCCUAGGAGCCUCCACAAUUUGGAAACCGCCUUUCGUAUCUCACAGAAGAGGAUAUAUAUGAACAUAUGAAGGCCCCCUCAACAGAAUCCUAUAGUAUCACGCCC